AUGGAAGCCGCAUCUCGCCUCGCCUUGAUGGCCAUCGUCACCCGGGCAGGAAGCCCGCAACAGCAGCUACGGCAACAUCUACAGCAGCAGCGCGUGCCAAAGCAGCAUCAACAGCAGCACCGAGACGAAAAGGCGGCGUGGAAACAUCUUCACCAUCCGCUGGUAACAGUCGUCGAGUAUGACGUUGAAGCGCAGGCGGGUCUAGGUGCAAGAGAAGCAGCAGCAGCAGCAGCAGGGGAGGGGAAGAGAAUGUUGGGGAACCUGGGCCACCACCACUACCACCAGCAGCAGCGUUCCUCGGGACGGGGACGUCGGGGGAGCGCGGGGAGUUCGAGCUCGCGGUCGAGUGACGGGGAGAACGGUGCGAUGGCUGCGCGAGGCGGAUUGGAGGCCGUUGCGUGGUGGAUUCUGAUGGGGUUGGAGUUGUGUGUCGUUGGCGGCGUUGAGGGCUGGAUCAUUUACAUGGUCUACAAUGCCGGCGGUGAUUUUGCGAUUUGGAACUGGUUAUCCCAGUUCGCGUCGCCUGCCCUGAUGAUCCUCCUCAGCGUCUCCCUCUCGGCGGCCCUGCUACGCGGGGUCGGCUGUCUGAAUAGGCUUGGGGAUUUGGGGUUCCAGGCGGCCGGUCUGGUGCUGGCCACGUUUUGCACCGUCGUAGUGUGCGCUGGUGUGAGUGGUGUUGAGGAGGGGCAGGGGGAGAACGGCGACAGGUUGGAGAAGAAGGGGGUGCGGGUCGUCGUCGGGUUGGCUGUCAAGAUGUGGUUCCUCUUCUUCAUUGGCUUCCUGUGUGCCGUGUUCCAGUGGUACAGCGAAGACCGGCAGAGAACAACAACAUCUACGACGAACCAGACGCCGCUACUACCAAAGAAGGGGAAGAAGAAGGAGAGGGGCUACGGCACUGCCACGGGCGGAUUGGCGACCGUCGACGAGACGGUUGAGGGGUUUGUGAGCGACCUAUGA
This is a messenger RNA of Colletotrichum costaricense, 957 nucleotides long. RefSeq lists its product as uncharacterized. The transcript is spliced from 3 exons. Bases 1 to 957 code for a protein of 318 amino acids. The record is from RefSeq and is a predicted model, not a curated record. NCBI's taxonomy places the organism in Eukaryota, Fungi, Ascomycota, Sordariomycetes, Glomerellales, Glomerellaceae.